Messenger RNA from Brenthis ino (lesser marbled fritillary), 777 nucleotides. The record is from the annotation of a GenBank genome assembly. NCBI's taxonomy places the organism in Eukaryota, Metazoa, Arthropoda, Insecta, Lepidoptera, Nymphalidae.
AUGCAUAUGUAUAUCGAUCAAAACAUUAGUUUAUUUUCUGAGUGCACACUGCAAGUGCACAGUCCAUUCGAUCGGAACGUUUAUCCAAUGUCGCGACUAGAUUUGGUGAUAUUUGGGGCCACUGGCUUCACGGGCAAGUACGCUGUAGAGGAAAUGUGUCGUAUAUCAAAGAACUACCUCGAGAUAACAUGGGCUAUUGCCGGUCGCAAUCAGAGCAAACUGAAGGAUGUGCUAAAUAAAAUAUCUAAGAAAAAUGAUAAAGAUUUAUCAUCUGUGAAGAUAAUAAUAGCUGAUGUUCAAGACGAGAAGUCUUUGAAAGAAAUGUGUUCUCAAGCCAAAGUGUUGGUGAACUGCUGCGGGCCCUACAGGCACUACGGCGAGCCGGUUGUCAAGGCGGCCAUAGACAGCAAGACGCAUUACGUGGACGUUAGUGCCGAACCUGAGUUCAUAGAAACGAUGCAGCUCAAAUACGACGAAGCAGCUCGCGACGCUGGUGUAUACAUAAUAAGGGCGUGCGGGUUUGAUUGCAUUCCCACCGAUAUGGGAGUUAUUUUCCUCCAACAAAACUUUAAAGGUAAACUAAAAGGGACGUUGAACUCGGUUGAGUCGUAUCUGAGUCUCGCAGUGCCGCUCAAGGCUUGCACCGGCGGGUUGGUCAACUACGGCACCUGGGAGUCGCUCUUAUAUGAAAUGGCGCAUUACAACGAGUUGCCAGCUUUGAGGAAAAAAAUGUACCCAAAGGAACUGCCCGCGUUUGAGCCUAAAUUAAAGCCUCGG